Molecule: messenger RNA, 3420 nt
Organism: Eimeria tenella
Lineage: Eukaryota; Apicomplexa; Conoidasida; Eucoccidiorida; Eimeriidae
Exons: 8
Coding region: 1-3420 (1139 amino acids)
Cellular component (GO): membrane
Source: RefSeq, a predicted model, not a curated record
AUGGCAUAUUCUCAAAGAUCGGAGCUCGCGGCGCCCGACCUCUCGCCACCGGAAUGCCGGGAAUACAGCGCUUUUAAUUUGAAUUCGACGGAAGCCCAAAAUACUCAAGGAUACUGGCCUUCUCAGCAGCGGUGGAACGCAAACCUGUACAGCGGCGCCGCUGCCGCUGCUGCCGACUGCACCUCCCUGCCCCCCAAACGCCCUUCCCCACAAACUGCGCAUGCACUCGGGAGCCACUGCAGCUUUUCUGAGCAUGAGAGGCAGAGCUCCGGGGGCCCGGGGGGCCCUCCCCCACGCUGCAGCGUGGAGUUCAGCAGCGGACUUGAACGCCACAGCUUUCCGCCCUGGGCCUCCAGCCAGACGCAGCCCGCGGCGCGAGCCUAUUGCUCUGGCUUGGGGGGAAGCAGAUCGCCUCAGGGCCCCUCUUCGAGGCCCGAGGGCCCCCCCCAAACUGUUUUGCCUUAUCCAUUUUCUUCAAGUUCCCAGUCGCUUUCCUUGAGGACAAACUGCUCCUAUGAGCAGCAGCGGGCCUCUCUGCCCGACAGUAGCCUCCGCACCAACCCGGCUGCUGCUUUGGGCGUCUUUUGGGGCCACAGGCAGCAGCAGCAGCAGCAGCAACAGCAGCAGAAAGCCCCGCGGGAGAGCUGGUGCAUGCCAGCAGCAGCUCAAGAGGGCGCUGCUGCUUCGCUGCGAGAAGCAGCAGCAGCUUGUGACGGCUCUCAGGGCUUUUCCUUGCCCCUGCCCCUUUCCCAAGACUGCAGCAGACAUACAACCCAAAAAGAAGCAGCAGCACAAGUGCCAGCUGCAGCAACCUCAAAGGCCCCGGGGGCCCCCGGGGCUCCCGGGGCCCCCGGGGGCCCCAGGGGCCCCCCGGGGUCUCGGGGUAGUGUGUCUCAGUGCUGUUCAACUCAAGCGGACACAGUACCUCAAGUACUUCGACAGCAAGGCCACUGCCGACUCGAAGUCCCGCUUUUGGUUGAAAUGAUUUACCGCAAACACGAAACUCUAAGGAAACACAUGGAGACAGAAGCGUGUGGCUGGAGCGCACAGGGACUCUCAUCAAGCUCCCAGCAGCUGCUGGCAGCAAACGCCAAACUGCAGGAGCAGCAGCAGCAGCAGCAGCAGCAGCAGCGGAAACGGCCGAGUGGGGAGACAGAGGGCAGCAGCGGAGAACAAGGAAGCACUAAAAGAGCACUCACAGCAACUGUAGCAGCAAAUGCCGAGGGCUGUGCCAGCAGCUUUAUAGCCUUGGAGUGGCAGCAGCAUCAACAGCAGCAGCAGCAGCAACAGCAGCAGCAUCAACAGCAGCAGCAGCAGCGGCAGCAGCAGCACCAACAAGAGCAACAACAGGCUUUUUCAAGUCGGGAAAGGCAAGGAGAUAGAGCCGCAGCAGCAGCAGAGCUGCACCAGCUGGACUGUCUGCAGCCAAACAUGAGCUCCUAUCCCUUCAACAGAGCAGCAGCAGCAGCAGCAGCAGCAGCAAGGGAAGGCAGGAGCAUGAGCAGCAUAAAUCCUUAUUUGUAUUUGGGACUAGCGAGCCGCCAGCUGCAAGCAGCACCUCCAGCUGCUACUGCUGCUGCUGCUGCUGCUGCUGCCAACAGGCAGCAAGCUGCAUGCAGCAUGGGCUUCUCCGGGGCUCUCUUGCCUGAGUCUCAUCUUUUUCGCUGCAGCGAGCAGCAGCUAGCUGCCUUUGCUGCCUCCGCAGCCUCCCACCCAGCAGCAGCAGCAGCAGCAGCAGCAGCAGGGGAGCAGCAGCUGUCGUCAAAGGCUUCGGAUGUCUCGACUUGUUUGGAAGAGCUGCCGCUGGAGCAGCUGCUGCGGCGCCUUUCGAAGCAAGACGUGCAAAUGCUUAUACAAUCGACGCUGCGCCCCGCAGCAGAAGAGCAACAACAAGCAGCAGCAGCAGCAGCAGCAGCAGCAGCAGAAGCAGAAGCAGUAGCAGCAGCAGCAGCUGCUGCUGCUGUGGCUGCUGCAGCACGAACGCCACAGCCAGAAGCAGCAGCGGCUGCUGCUGCUGCUUCUGCUGUUGCUGCGGCACAAACACCGCAGCCAGAAAAUGCAAUAGAAACAGCUGCAGCUGCAGCAGCACAGGCGCCUGCAACAGAACCCGCAGCAGCAGAAAAAACGGCAACAGCAACUGCAGCAGCAGCAGAAGCAGCGGCAGCAAUGGAGCCAGCGGCAGAAACAACAGCAGCCCCAACAGCAGCAGCAGCAGCAGUAGUGGCUCUCCCUGGCUCUCGAAAACUGCACAACCGAACGCAUGCAGCAGCAAAAAAAGCAGAAGGGCCCCUCAGCAGCUCCAAGGCAGCAGCAGCAAAGGCCAAGAAGACACAAAAGCCAGAAGAUGGAGUGAAAAGAAAAGGAAGAAAGACAAAAGAAAAAAAGGAAAAGUUUAAUAAAUUAAUUCCCACUUUUGCUGCCAACGCCUGCCACCUCAGACGCUCUCUUCCCGCAUCAUAUCAAUCCCCUGAGGACGAUCAGCAGCAGCAGGAGCAGCAGCAGCACGAGCAGCAGCAGCACGACAAGCAGCAGCACAAGCAGCAGCAGCACGAGCAGCAGAGGCAAGAGCAGCAGCAGCACGAGCAGACGUCAGAAGAGGCAGCCGCCGGUGCUGUUGAGACUUCAUUGUCCUCAACUCCAGCAGCAGCAGCAACAGCAGCAACAACAGCAGCAGCAGAAGCAACAGCAGCAGCAGGCAGCAGCAGCAGCACGAAGCAGAGCGCAAAGGUGUCCGCUCAAAAGUACCGCAGCUGCGGUGUACAGACAAUCUUGCACAUGGAAUACUUGGAGGAGGCGCUGCUGUUUUACGCGUCGAGCAGCAAAAGGCGCAGCAAAAAGAAGUUGAAAAUGAAAGCAGAAAAAGAAAUGAAAAACAAAAAAGAAAAAGAAAAAGAAAUGCAAAAUAAAGAAGAAACAGAAAAAGAAAUUAAAAACAAAAAUGAAUCCAAAAAAGAAAUUAAAAUCAAGAAGACGCAGCAGCGGCGAAGUGACACUGCAGCAGCACACGAGGGCGCAGCAAACGAAGCAAGCAGCAACGUCACUGGAGGAAAGGAAAGACGCGCUGCAUGCGCUCCGCAGCAGCAGGCGAGGGACUCGCAGCAAGUUGAACAGGGAAGGAAGCAAAGCAGCAGCAAAAGCUGCAGCAGCAGCAGCAGCAGCAAAAGCAACAAAGAAAAGCCAAAGGACUUCGAUUUUGCUCCGAGACAAACACCAGGAGCGCUGCGGCAGCAGAGCGUCGAGUCCCCGUGGCUGCUGGUUGGAGCGAAUCUUUUGAUUUCGGAGAAGUACUGCGACUUGUGGGAAAGCUGUACUGUCACUUCUUACUUCCCGCACACCCAGCGCCACGAGGUGUCUGUACACUCCAGCGGCAGCCUCAAGCGCCUCAGGCUUUCUGAACUGCAGCUGCGCAUUCAGAACUAA